AUGUUGGUUGCACCUGAAGUAAUUACACCAGACAACUCUGAAUUGUUGUCCUUCCAAAGUCUUAAAAUCUACCGUUCACAAUACAAUAUUGCUUUAAAAGUUGUAGAAAAAUGGUUGCAAUCUUCUCUUGCUGGAUAUAAGGAAACAAAAUUCAAAUCCAUUAACUUGUGUAUAAUAGGCCCAACAUUUACUGCACUAAGAAACCAAACCUCUGACGACUUUGAAUUAUUUAAAGAGGCCAUUGGACUAUCAGCAUUCACUAGUGUUAUUGUUAACAGCGACAAUGUUGGUAAAGAAAAAACUAAUUCAUUCAUUGAAAGAUUUGACAAUGAAAAUGAGUUACACCUUUUGGUUCAUGAUGAAGCACACUGGGGCAUUGCUAAAAACAGUACCAUCAAUGAUUUCUUAAAACAAAUCAACGAGAAGAGGAAGAAAGUUUUACAAAAAGGAAAAAAACUUUAUUUAGGAAUAUUGUUAGUCACUGCAACUGCAAAUGUUCUCCUGUUUGGCAACUAUGACUUUAGAAUAGAAAAUAAUGUUGACUGGAAUCAUCUUAGGACAACCUCUCCAGAACGCUAUGGAACUCCCAGUUAUAGAUCUAUUGAAGAACUUGAGUUUAAACAAGACAAGAUCAUUGGUAAUACUAAUACCAUGAAAGAAGCGUCCAAUGCAGUUGUUAAAGAGUACGAGGAGGCAAUUAACAAAAUCAAUGAAAGUAAGACAACUUCAGCUGAAAUAAUUAGAAAUAUUUACCUUUCUGAAGAGCCAGUUAUGGGUGUAAUUCGUUUGAAAAGCAAAGACCAUGCUGAUAUGUUGUCUUCUUCUCUGAUUAACUAUUUAAAAAAUAGAUCCAAGAAGGUAUAUGUAGUGAAAUUAACAGAUAACACUCCUAAUAUUAGUAAACAAUUAGAACAGCAAGGUUAUGGUCCUAAUUCAAUGAAUACUUUAAUUGAACUUGAUAAGCUUUCAGUUAUAUUGGUAUUAGUAGAUAGAAAAAUUCUAAUACUCGAUGGAGGUAUUUCUACAUACAUGACAGAAUUAGGACUAGAAUUGAAUGGUUCCUUGUGGGGAGCAAAUUAUUUACUGGAAAAUCCGAAAGCCAUCGCGAAGGUACAUUCCGAUUAUGUUCAUGAGGGAUUGUGUGAUAUUUGCACAAGUAGUAGUUAUCAAAUUUCUCAGGAGGGACUUGCUGCUGAUCAUGUUUCAAUGAAGGAGGAGGAAAGAAUUGAAUUGGCCAGUAGGAUGUUUCGGGAUUCUGUUCAGAUUGCUAGAAAAGUUGUUAGAGAGAAGGAGAAAUUGGUGGCUGCAAGUGUUAGUUGUUUUGGAGCAUCAAUUUCAAAUUUACUUGGAGAGGCAAAGGAAUAUUUUGGUGAUUAUUUGGAUAAGGAUGUUGAUUCAAAUAGUGGACAUUAUGUUCACAAGUUUGUGAAACAAUUGAGUGAAAAAUUGGGUGAAACUUUGGAAAAAUCUGGAAUGGAACAAGUAAUUUAUGAUUUUCACUAUCCAAGAGUGAGAGAAUUGAUAUUGGCUGAGCCAGAUUUUAUCUUGUUGGAGACAAUGCCUGUUUUGAAGGAAGUUGAAAUUUUAUGUGAUCGAGUCAUUCCAGAUAUUUUGAAGGAGUUGAAUAAGAAAGGUAUCAAAGUGAUGAUAUCAUUCUAUUGUAAAGAUGGCUUACACACUGGACAUGGAGAAAGUAUUGAGAAAUGUGUCGAGUAUGUCAAUCAAGAUAGGUUUAAUCCAUCAUUAUUUGAGAUUUUUGCUGUUGGGGCUAACUGUAUUUCUCCAUCUAUAGUUCCAAUUUUAAUUGAAAAUAUUCACACUCAUCUCAGAAAGGAUAUUUCCAUCAUUCUCUAUCCUAACAGUGGUGAAAUUUACGAUAAUCUCACAAAAUCUUGGAGCAUACCACAGGGUGGAUUGGAUUGGCUUUAUGAUAGAGAUUUUAUUCCAUUCAUCAAGAAAUGGAGUGAAAACCAUCCAGAAAGAAA
Molecule: messenger RNA, 1985 nt
Organism: Naegleria gruberi
Lineage: Eukaryota; Heterolobosea; Eutetramitea; Acrasida; Naegleriidae
Exons: 2
Biological process (GO): S-methylmethionine cycle
Molecular function (GO): S-adenosylmethionine-homocysteine S-methyltransferase activity
Source: RefSeq, a predicted model, not a curated record